AUUGUAUUAGGGUACUAAGUGAAAUAUAUAUAUAUGCCCUUAGGGUGCUUAACACACUGGGUCUACCUCCAAGGCACUGGGCUGUAGAUCAUCCAGCUCUUCAUCCAGGAAUCUCUCGCAGGGGUUGGAGGGGCACCUUUUAACUUUUUAAAAAGGAAAAAUGGCACCAAAGAAAGACGCCAAGAAAGCAGCCGCACCGGCACCAGCACCGGCACCAGCACCAGCCCCAGAACCAGUAAAGCCCAAAGAACCAGCAAUUGAUCUCUCCAGCAUUAAGAUCGAAUUCUCCAAGGACCAGCAGGAUGACUUUAAGGAGGCAUUCCUCCUCUUCGACAGGACUGGGGAAAGCAAGAUCUCUCUCAGUCAGGUUGGAGAUGUCAUUCGGGCUCUGGGCCAGAACCCCACAAAUGCUGAGGUCAAGAAGAUCUUGGGCAACCCCAGCAACGAGGAGAUGAAUGCAAAGAAAAUUGGAUUUGAUGAGUUCCUGCCAAUGUUGCAGGCAGCUGCCAACAACAAAGACCAGGGUGGCUUUGAAGACUUCGUUGAAGGUUUGCGUGUCUUUGACAAGGAGGGCAACGGCACAGUCAUGGGUGCUGAACUCCGCCACGUACUGGCCACUCUGGGUGAGAAGAUGAAGGAAGAAGAAGUAGAAGAACUGAUGAAGGGACAGGAAGAUUCCAAUGGCUGCAUUAACUAUGAAGCAUUUGUGAAGCACAUCAUGUCUAUCUAAAUGGAAUUCUCCAGAUGAACAACUUGAACAAGAUCAGCAGGCAUUUGAGACUGGUGAAAAAUCGAGGAAAUCACAACUCCAUCCAGUACUGUCACCCUGGAAUCCAAAAGGACUGUAAUAUAUGCCUUCCAACUGCUCCACUUUCUAAAGCCAACGGUUUGAGACACCAAAUGAAUUUUUACAUUUCCCAGUGAAAAUACUUGCUGAGGCCCAUGAGAAGGACUACACCACCACACCUGUCAAGCCCACAACUCUACCCCUCCCUCCAUUUUGUCCACCAUGAAAGCAAUGUUUGCAGAAGAAGGGUCUGGGGUAUCUGGCAAUAAAUCCAUGUGGUCAGUG
Molecule: messenger RNA, 1072 nt
Organism: Anolis sagrei ordinatus
Lineage: Eukaryota; Metazoa; Chordata; Lepidosauria; Squamata; Anolidae
Gene: MYL1
Product: myosin light chain 1
Cellular component (GO): contractile muscle fiber; myosin II complex
Molecular function (GO): calcium ion binding
Source: RefSeq, a predicted model, not a curated record